AUAUCCGGUCAAACCAACGCACCAGGAAGUUUCAUACAAAAACUUAAUUGACCACAAUCCAUUGCGACUUCCUACUGCGCAUGUCCGCGAGUGGUUAUGGAGCUCGGACGCGUCCACGAGCUGUCAACAUUACGGUGAUGUUCGCGUAUAAAGUGGAGGGAUGCCCAGGAAAAUAGGAUUUAUUGUGGUCAGCUCUUCCAGUCAUGAGGACAACUUCAGUGCUAAAGAGCUCAUGGUCCAUGCACCCACUGUCAGCGGGUGGAGAUCUAGCAAGCUGUGCAGCUACCCUCAGCACAUCACCCUGCAGCUGGUGGAAAGAAGUCGGGUAAAGAAGCUGCAGCUCCUUGCCCACCAUUACCUGAUUCCAGCCAAGGUGGAGUUCCACAUCGGAGACACUCGACCUGAACCCAGCACUUCAGCAAUCAUUGGACAGCUUCGCAGACUUGGCUAUGUGUCUCUGUCGGACAACGAGAAGACCGGCUUUAGAGCUCGGGAGCUGAAAUCAGUCCAUGUAGACGCCGUCGGAACUUAUCUGAAGAUAACCUUCCACCAGAAUCAUAUUAACCGUCACAAUCACUACAAUCAGGUCUCUUUGGUGGCCAUUAAUGUGCUGGGUGAGCCACUGGAUGGCAGCGCUUUUCACACGAUGCCAAGCAAAGAGCAGCUGACUGAACACUACCUCAACAGCACUCAGCUGGAAGCUGCCUUGGAUGCGACCCUUGCAGGAAAAUGUGAUUCCAUGUCCCCCUUGGACGACCUGGCCUUUGACAUGUACCAGGACCCGGAAGUGGCCCAUAUAAUCCGCCAGCUGGAUCAAAAGAAGAAGGACAUGGUGUGCCAGGAGCGAUAUGAGCAAGCCAAAUAUCUGAAGCAGGCCAUCGCUGAUCUUAAAAAGGCCGGAGAGCAUUUGGCAAGAUUUGAUGUGGAGAAGCAAUCUGCUAUGGAAAAGGAGGACUAUGACCUUGCCAAGAAAAAGAAGGAUGAGAUGGAUGAGUACCGGCAGAGUGUCUACCAACAGCUGGAGGUCCACAACCUGCUAGAUAUGACAAUGAUCACAAAUGCAGCACAACUGUCUCGAUCCCACGAGGUUCCCUCACCUCUCCAUUCUUCAGACUGCCACUCACCCCUCCCCAAACCCUUUGACACGAUAAGGAAAGGGAAAGCUUUCUCAAAAACGCCACAGAGCCGUCUGUCAGACUCUGGCACAGUGUCGCCUAAGCGGAGCAAUUCACCUGACAUACCUGGAGCCUUGUCCUCGUCUACGCUACCAAAAAUAGAUGUUAGCAGCGUGCCAUAUGAUGAGUUGCUGUUGCCAGCCCCUCAAAGGAAAGACCAGCAGCCAGUGGCGGACAUACAGAGUCCUACAAUGGAGCAGUUCCUUUUACGAGACACCCAAAGGACACUACUUAGUCCUGAGACCGGCAUAGAACCAGAACCCCUAUCAGAGAAGGCUCAGAGAGAGGCUGGUCUUUCAAUAGAAAUCUUUGGAGAGAGUCUGGUCGCAAGUGCAUAUUCUAAAUCCUGGUCGAACAGAGAAGAUGCACUCCUGGCUGUGCACAACAAGCUUUUGGAGGUAUCAUCCACAACUUCCAAAGAGGAGCUGAGGAACAUGUUAAGAGCUACAGUCUUCCUGGUCAAGAGAGCCCUCCUUGAGAAAGUCUCAUCUGUUUUCCAAGCCUCCUUGAAGCUGCUGUUCUUGAUGUUUAGCCAGCUGAUCCCAGGUCUGGGCCGGGCUGAGGUGGCCCACUGUUUGGAUCAAACUUGGCCCAAUCUGCUGGCCAGGACAGGGGACUCGAGCAGCCGCCUCCGGAUCACAGCUAUCGCCUGCAUCCAAGAAAUUGCAGUUCUGAAGGAUGUUCAGGCCUUGCAGCUCAUCCCCACUGAGCUGGUGAAGCCUUUCAAAUCCAACUUCCCCUCUCGCCUGGCUCAGAGUCAGGUGGAGCUGCUCGAGACUCUCCUGGUGGAGCUGGGCACGGAGAACUCUGGAUUCACCCUGGAGAAUGUAAUGACGUUCUGCACUACAGCUUUGGAGCACAGCGCUUCCGCUGUUCGAGAGCAGGCGGUGCGCAUCAUCUUGUCCAUGUACAAGCAACACGGUGCAGCCGCUCUCGUUUACCUUCCACCCAGCAGUGCUGCCCGCAAGAACUUCCUUUACAAAACCCUGUUUGAUGGCUUCGCCAAGAUCGACGGAAAUCUGGUGGAGACUGAGCUUAUGAAGAAGGGAGGUGCUCUACAGGAUGGGCAGCAGGAGAAGGAGGAGAUCCAUUCUCUGCAAAAGCAGCUGGCUGCCUUGAAAGAGAUGACAGAGAGAGACAUUAGAAGUACCAAAGGCCAAAUAACCAAAAAAGAAGCGCCUAAGGUUGAGAGGGUGUCUCAAAAGUCUGGUAAACCAACAGUUACAAAAUUGCCACAGAACGAGAAAUUGCACACUUCAAACGUCCAACAAUCGAUUAAUUACCUGGACAAGUUGUGUAUUUUCUGUGGUAAAACUGAUGAUUCCUUCACUGAAGAUGUAUUAGAUCUUCACUACUGGAAACACUGUCCUAUGCUGCGACGCUGCGAUGAAUGCAGACAGGUAGUGGAGAUCGCCAGCUUCACCGAGCACUUACUGAACGAAUGUGAAAGCCGGUCCAAGUUCAGCCAGUGUCAAAGCUGCUCGGAGGCAGUGGCCACUGAGGAUCUGACUUGCCACAUCCAGGGUCCCACUUGUAAUCCCCCUGCCUCUGGUAAAAGCUUCAGUCACUGCCCCUUGUGUCACAACAACUUCCCACCAGGAGAAGAGGCCUGGAAGACUCACCUCACGGGGAGGGAGGGCUGCAAACAAAACUUGCGCAGGACUGCAUCCCAGAGAACCCAGCCAGUACAAGGCAGGGCUGUAUCUAGCACAAAGGUCACACAGACUUGGUCGGUGGGCGCCCGAGGCAGAGCCAGGCCUUUGGGGAGAAGCAGUCGAAUUCCAUCCCUUACGCCGCUGGCUAGAGGACAUACACCAGGGAAGCGGUGAUCGUCAAACAGGGAGACUCCCGGUGCAGAACAGACUCCACAUAAAGUCGUGUGAAAGUGUUUGCCCCCAUCCUGAUAUCUUAUUUUUUGUGCAUGAUUGUCACACUAAAUAUUUCAGAUCAUCAAACAAAUUUAAAUAGUAGUCAAUGACACCACAACUGAACACAAAAUGUAUGAAUGUAAGUGUGAAUGGUUGUUUGUCUAUAAGUGCCCUGGGAUUGGCUGGUGACCAUUCUUGCACCUCUCGCCCAAAGUCAGCUGGGAUAGGCUCCAAGCGACUGCGACCUCAGUGAGGACAAGCGAUAUAGAAAAUGAUGAAUGAACAGUAAAAAUUGACAUAUUUUAGACAUAUUUGCAAAUGAUGAUUAAUCAUGAUGAAUUAAUUUGAAAACUAAUUAAUCUGAUAACAUUUUUAGUCAUUUGACAGCCCUAGUUAAGUUGAAUAUUUAAUAUAAAAAUAACACAUCACAAAAAGGCCCACAAAAUUUGAUAUUGAUGUCAAUCCACAGUUUAAAUAAUCCAGGUCAUAUUUAUGCUUCACCAUCCUCGAAAAGUCAACGGUGAUAGCUACUGCUACCCAUUUUGGGACCAAACCCACCAGUUGAAAACCACUGCUCUAAAUCAGGUUAGUUUGGUUAGUCACCAAGAUCCUUUCGAAUGGUGCAAAAGAUUAUAUUUCCUCAAAAUUGUCAAAGAUAUGAAUCAAAAAUUUUAAAAGCAAUUAAUAUGGGCACUUUUGUGGGUCAUAUCCAACCACACGAUAACAUUCAACAUGUUAUUCAACAUUCAAAAACACUAACUCAGCAUGUGGCCAGACAUGGUAUGAAUAAUGUUGGUCGGACUUUAGCUACAGCUUUAAAUGUGCAAUGUCCUUAAAAACUACAAAUUGCUGUCAGUGACCAUGCGUAAUCAUACAAUAGGCAAAGCUUUAUUUGUACUGCAUACAGUAACAGAGUGUUUCACAGUCCAAGAUUAAAACAAAUAGAAGAGCAGGAGCAGUAGGGGAGAUUAGAAAAUGCUAUGGGAAGUGUGUUUCUGUGCACCAGGGCUAUCCACAGUGCGGCACGGGAGCCAUCUGUGGCCCACAGCUUGUUUUUUUACUGUCCUGCGGCACAUUGUAGAAAUAAAAUUAACCCCCCUCAAAAAACAGGAAAAAUAGAGCACAAACACAAAAUAUAAAGAGAAAAAGCUGAUAACUAAUAACUAAUAAUAAAACACGGCUUUAUGUAAAGUUUUUUCUAGCAUUUUUACAAAUUUAAAAAUGACAAAGUGACUCCUUGCAUCCUUUGAUUUUCAGUGUGUGGCCCUUGGUGGAAAAAGUUUGGACACCUCUGCUGUAGAGAAUGUAAACAGAACUAGAUUAAAGACAUGAUAGAUAGGUACAGUGAGUAGACUUCAACUUACUUCUACAAAUUGUUAUCACACUAAACUACUGAGUCUGUGACUAUAUGGCAAACAGGACAAUCCAUGUGUUUUUAUAAUCCGCAGAUAACGUCACCGGGGGUUAUUUUGUCUGUUGUGACAAGCCCCCGUCUGCGCUCACCCCUCGAGAGACAGAUGCUAUUAUACAGCUGUUUAUAUUUGCGUGGUGGCAAGUGUAGACAAGAGAGUGACUUAAGCUUCAUGUACUAAUGUUUCUAGUCAGUCGCUCUUGUGUAUAGGUUUAGAACGUUAUUGUCUUAAUUUUAGGUGUGCACAUAAAAUGUAUGAAGUACCAGUCAAAAGUUUAGACCUUCUUUUUGAAGUGUGUCCAAACUUUUGACUUAUACCGGAAUUGUAAGAUAAGUUGUAUAAUAUCUAGUACAGUAGUGUCAUGUGGUCUUUUAUUCUAUUAAAAAAAAGGCUGGCUUUAACAUGCGUCAGUAUUGGACCAUUUUCAACAAAGACUAUUUUCUCCCAGCAAAAGUAACUGCAUUUCCUUAAAUAAAAGUAACGGCUGGGUAUGCCGAGGCGUGGCACAACAAAGGCUGUUGUGUGGUGUUGAUGUUAUUCCCAACAAGCGUUUCUUUAUUCUUAAAUUAAAAUCACUUUUUUACAAAGAUGAUCCUUAGACAACUGUUGAUAUAUGCUGAGCGGUGUAUCCUGCGGGGAGAGUAGACAACUGUGACAAAUCCCUCUUUAAGCUUUAAUUAAACGCAAUAUUUUGCUAGUCAGCCUCUUGUCCAUAGUUUCAAAAUGGUGGUAUUGUCUUAAUGUUAAGUGUGUAUAUAAAAUCCCUACAGUAUCAGUCAAGUUAAGUUUUGAAUAACAGCAACAACUGUGUAUGGUAUGCCGUGGCUUAACAUACUGUAACAAAGGUUGUUGUGAGGCGGUGAUGUUUUUCCCAUCCAUCUUUUCAAUGUUCAAAAUCGAACACAAGUCCCUUUUUUUUUUUUUUAGAUAACUAGAAGACUUCAGGUUUUAUUUACACUAUCAUACAAAAACUCAACAAAAUCUGAUACAUUUUGGUUUAGAAUGUUUUCUCUGUUCUUGCUGAAAAUACACAAUUGGUCAAAAUGUUGCACCAUAUUACUAAUACUUUGGCUGUCACGCUUGCACACUGAGGCUCACAUUUGAAAAGGCACUGAGAUUUAAACACUGAAGACCUAUAUGGUAGUGGUUUUCCAAAAGGCAUUGAGGAUUACUCAUAUUUUAUCUCCAAAGUGGAUAACUUAAAUGUAAAAGUGGCUGUAUAUUUAAUCAUAACUCAAGUCCUCUUCGCUUAUUUUUGGUUUCUUCCACUGACAGUCAUACCGAAGUCCUCUGAGCACAAACCAGCUCUUCCUCGUGCACCAGCCUCCACAUCUUGACAAGCUCCUGUGCAUUAAGUUUGUGCACCACAACAAGGUUCUUGUAAAAGCACGGCUCGGUGUUCAUGGGGCUCACCCUGCGCCUGGUGAUGCCGAAGGUCCUGAAGCCCAAGUGCAUUUCCGGGCUCAGGUGGAGCCUCUGCAGACACAUGCCCAAAAACACGUCAUCAAUGGGGUACAGCUCCAGGUUCUCGGAGACCACAAAGAGCCUCCUGGCCAGAUGGGAGGACAUGAGGAACCCCCCUCCCCCUACAUAAGGUGGGUAUGGCUUAUCAUAGAGCUCCCUGGGGAUGUAGUAUUUGCUCUGUCUGUUCCUGAUGGGGAUGGCCUUGGAGAUGGUGUCCCCCACAAACAAAGUGGUCUCCUUGUGCUCCUCCACUUUAAAGCCGAUGAGGUCCAGCAGGUUGUUGGUGUUCACAAACACAUCGUCGUCUCCUUUGAAUAUAAACUGGACUCCUGGACAGUAGAUGUUGAACCAUUUGAGAAAGUUGACCUCCUUCAGGGUCAAGUUGAAGAAUGUGUCCAUGAAAUCCCACUGCAGGAUGUCCCUGUAAAUGUGGUCCUCAUACUCGAUCAGUUUCUGUAGGUUUUUGGCGUCUUUGCCCGCAGCAGGGCUCCCCAAAAGAAAGAGGGUCUUUAUGCGCUUACCGUCCACCGUGUGUUCCUUGCCCCAGGUUUUACGCACCGCCUCCCGCCGGUCGUGCUGCUCGAUAACGGACUUGACCACCAUGAGGAGGUGCACCCCUCCGUCUGUGCACUUCUCCGGGUGGUUGAUGAGCAUCGGGAAGUACCUGCAGUGCCGGUGCAAGACGAACUGGUGAAAUCUCGGGUCCAACCUCCGGAACCAAUCCUUGGUCCUCACCGUGACAUCCUCGCUGCAGUUGAGCACCUGCGGGUCCCAUAAGCGACCGCUCUGGUUGGAGACUUGUUGCGCCUCCGGUGCGCUUUGGUGGUUCAACAAAGAGUGCUUGACUGCAGUCUUCUUGAAUGAAAAACAGUCUCCACACCACCCGGCGUGUCUCAUAUACGUCCCCAUGGCGUCUUUCUCGGGGAGUCUAAGCUUGUGGAUCAUGAGGAGCGAGGCGAAGAACAGAGAGAGGCUCAGCAGGGGCUUCAGUAGACCGAGCCGCUUUCUCCUGAAAAGGUGCUCCAUGGUGCUCAGUGCAGUGGCCAGGGGCUCUCCAACGCUUCACCUUUCUCCAUUCUCAACUUCAGGUCUCUCAGGCAUUGAUGUCCCCUCACAUGUGGUACUGUACUGCCCCACCUGGAGGGCGCUGACACUGACCUGGACCCGUGGCUCUUUGUGGCCAUGACGGCACUCACUGGAGGAACAGGUUGGCUUUCCGUCGUGGAUGAUGGACGUGGUCCUUCAACUUCUCUGCUUUGUGCCUGUGGACACACAGACCCUCCUUCAUUACACUCGCUCUCCUCCGCCUCCUCUUCCCAAAUGUCACCUCCCACCUCCUCAUGAUGAUGCCUCUUUAUUGGAACAGGUGUCAACAAGUAUAAUGCCUGCACACUUUAACAGUAACAUGUAGCGUAUUUGGCAUCUGCUUUUGAGUUUACACUGAAACAAUGACUUGUUCCAUUGUA
Dunckerocampus dactyliophorus (ringed pipefish) is the source of this 7385-nucleotide messenger RNA. RefSeq names its product centrosomal protein of 104 kDa-like. The record is from RefSeq and is a predicted model, not a curated record. NCBI's taxonomy places the organism in Eukaryota, Metazoa, Chordata, Actinopteri, Syngnathiformes, Syngnathidae. Gene Ontology annotation, cellular component: cilium. Bases 161 to 3004 code for a protein of 947 amino acids. The transcript has 22 exons.